UGCAUAUUUCAGCCUUGCACUACAUAAGCCACCGCGGAUGUUUACGACGCGCGGCUGACUCAACGUGCUCCAGAGCCCCCGCGGGGACAAACGCUCAGUUUGCUCCUCGGCGACGGAGACUUUUUGCCAUUUGGAAUAGAAUAUGCGCGUUCGGCACGACAGGCGCAUUUGACGGAUUUUAUUUUCUUUUUUUUUAAUUAUUUGUGGCGCGGGAGGGUGGAGGCUUUUCCUGUCCGUCCUUCCGCGUGUGCGUCUGCGCGCCUUACAGGUUGUCGACAGCGCCCAAAAAGCGCGUCGACUCGCGUUGCUUAUUUGGCGGAAGACCUGCUCGGGGCAAACGUGGGAAGCCCCGGAGGGAGCCCAAGUGGGAAGACGCGCAAUCUCUGCCGACAUGUCGGACGGUCCCAGACAGCGGGGCGCUUCUUCCAAGGAUGCUGCCGGUGAGGAGUCCGGCGACGGAGGAGGAGGAGGAGUCGCACUCAAGAAAGAAAUCGGCCUUGUCAGCGCCUGCGGUAUCAUAGUUGGUAACAUUAUUGGAUCUGGAAUUUUUGUCAGUCCGAAGGGCGUGAUGGAGAACGCCAGCUCUGUGGGCGUAGCCCUCGUCGUGUGGAUCAUCACGGGCAUCAUCACGGCCAUCGGGGCACUGUGCUACGCCGAGCUCGGCGUCACUAUCCCCAAGUCGGGGGGCGACUACUCCUAUGUGAAGGACAUUUUCGGAGGAUUGGCUGGGUUCCUGCGUCUGUGGAUUGCCGUGCUGGUCAUCUACCCGACCAACCAGGCCGUGAUCGCGCUGACCUUCUCCAACUACGUCCUGCAGCCCCUCUUCCCCACCUGCUUACCGCCGGACAACGGGCUGCGCCUGCUCGCUGCAGUUUGCCUCCUGCUGUUGACGUGGGUGAACUGCUCCAGCGUGCGAUGGGCAACCAGGGUGCAGGACAUCUUCACGGCGGGGAAGCUGCUGGCCUUGGCCCUCAUCAUCAUCAUGGGCAUCGUACAGAUUUGCAAAGGAGAGUACUACUGGUUGGAGCCGGCCAACGCCUUCGAGCCCUUCCAGGACUAUGACGUGGGAUUGAUAGCCUUGUCCUUCCUCCAAGGCUCCUUCGCCUACGGGGGAUGGAACUUCCUCAACUAUGUCACAGAGGAGCUGGUGGAUCCUUACGUGAACCUCCCCCGCGCCAUCUUCAUCUCCAUCCCACUGGUGACUUUUGUCUACGUCUUCGCCAACAUCGCCUACGUCACGGCCAUGAGUCCACAGGAGCUGCUGGCCUCCAACGCCGUGGCUGUGACAUUUGGAGAGAAGCUUCUGGGUGUGAUGUCGUGGAUCAUGCCCAUCUCCGUCGCCCUGUCUACCUUCGGGGGAGUCAACGGUUCCCUCUUCACGUCGUCAAGGUUGUUCUUUGCCGGGGCCAGGGAGGGACACCUCCCCAGUCUUCUGGCCAUGAUUCAUGUCAAACGCUGCACGCCUAUCCCGGCUCUGCUCUUCACCUGCCUGUCCACCUUGCUCAUGCUGUGCACCAGCGACAUGUACACCCUGAUCAACUACGUCGGUUUCAUCAACUACCUCUUUUACGGCGUCACUGUCGCCGGGCAGAUUGUGCUGCGAAUCAAACAGCCGAACAUGCACAGGCCCAUUAAGAUCAACCUGAUAUGGCCGGUCAUUUAUCUGGUCUUCUGGGCCUUCUUGCUCAUCUUCUCGCUUUACUCGGAACCUGUGGUGUGCGGCAUCGGCCUGGCCAUCAUGCUCACCGGCGUGCCCGUCUAUUUCCUGGGUGUUUACUGGGACAACAAGCCCAAGUGCUUCGACGCAUUUGUCGAUAAGAUGACAUAUUUGGGUCAGAAGUUUUGCGUGGUGGUUUAUCCCGCUCAGACGCCGGACAACGGAGACGAGGGUGAGGAAAUGAAGGAGGCCAGGUCCCCUCUGUCCAAAGGGGACGGCGAAAACCAAAAACCGGCGGACUGCUGAAGCGACAAAGUUUGUACCACAGUUUGAUGUGGAUUUAUUGAUCAAUACGUGUACACCCUCUCUUACUGGAUAUGUUUAGAUGCAUCUUUUUUUUUUUUAAUCUCUGUGCCUAAUAUGCUGUGAUAUUUGUAAGAGCAAUAUCAACCCAGCAAGCCUUCAGCUGGGUUUUUUUUUUCAAGUGUGCAAUAAAUAGACAAGCGUGCUCAUCAUCUUCACACUCCUGUAAGAGAAACAUCUGAGGAUGUCUGGUUAUUAUUAUUAUUUUUGUUAAAUGGUUUCACUGUGAUGAUGUCUUAUUGUUUUUCUACUUUUCUUUUCAAUCUCGUAAAUUUCUGCUUUUUACACAUCUUCAAAACACCAAAUUUGAGUCUCUAAACCUUUCUUGUGAAGUAUGUGAAGCGCAAAUUCCAGAAUGCAUUUGUUGUCUUAUGAUUGUUUUUAUUUUGAUUGAAUUUUUUUUUGACCGAUUUUUUUAGAUAUGCUUAAUUUUCAUUUGCAUUUUAUUUUUACUACUUGGUCCUCCAGAGGCUUCCAGUGCAUAAUUGUUGUUCAGAUUGCUUGGAUGCCAUCAUGUGGCAAUUGGGUGUGAAGGAACUAUCCUGAAGUGAGUUGAGGGGUUUCAUGUUGACAAAAGUAAUCCUUUGCCACCAUCUUGUCACAUCUAUCGGCUAUUCCAAACCGUUUGAGGAGGGUGGCAAUGACGUUUUUUUUUUAACGUGUUUCUCUGUAUACCAUGCAGACGAUGCGUGAAUGCCUUAAUUCGUUGGCAUGUUGUGGCAUUUCAAGUCUACCGACGACUGAUGUGACAGAAACAUUCAUUCGUCUAUCGUAGGCGAUUUUAUUGUUAUUCAAACCAUGCAGAUAAUAGCCAGGAACGUUUUUUUGUUUGUUUAUUUUUCACCACUACAUUUGAAUUGUUUAUGCAAUUAACCCAAAUGCCGACCCCUGAAUGCUCUAUGAAUAGCAUUGAACGGAGAAGAUAAGGCAUUGAUUGUCUGGUCAAAAAUAUUUUUUUAACCAAUGAUUUGGUUGUUUAAAGUGUAGAAUUAUUAUGAGGUAAUUAUUCAUAGAAUUAAGAGUUAUAAAUGUAUAGCCAUCCAUUAUUUGAACCGCUUAUCCUAACGAGGGUGGCGGGCGAGCUGGACCCUAUCCCAGCCGACUUCGGGCACCAGGCGGGCUACACCCAAAACUGUUUGCCGGCCAAUCGUGGGACACACAUAGACAAACAACCAUUUGGGCUUGCAAUCACACCUGAGGACAAUUUAGAGUGAUCAAUUGACUUAUCGUGCGUGUUUUUGGAGUGUGGGAGGAAACCGGAGUACCUGACGAAAACCCACGCAGGCAUGGGAGGAGAACAUGCAAACUCUACACAGGAAGGCUCGAGCCCAGAAUCAAACCCACGACCUCUGCACGCCCAUACACAGACACACACACACACACGUAUAACAGGCUGCGCGACAUACUCUAUAUAUUGAAAUGAACACGCACUUUUGAAUUGAACCAGGUGUUUGAUAAUACAUUAUGCCCAACAAUGUUCAUCCUCCGCCUGUCGACAAUGUUUUCAUAUCAGCAAUAAUCACCUCGGUUUCUCAGGGCAACCCAGCCUCCUUAUCUACGCUGCCAAAAACAAAAACGCUAACCAUCUGACCAGGUGCUACUUUAAUUUGUAUAUGUCUCAGGAGUGCCCGUACCCCCCAAAACAUGAUGACGUGAAAUUAUAACCAAGGCCGGGCCAUUUUUGUGUCAGUUUCUCUUGUUUGAAUGGGGUCUUUACAGUGACAAUGCUGGGAUUAUGUGCCUAGUGAUAUUGUGUACACGGUCGAUUGUCUCCUAGCAAAUAAAACACUGACAGACGUA
Molecule: messenger RNA, 3820 nt
Organism: Hippocampus zosterae (dwarf seahorse)
Lineage: Eukaryota; Metazoa; Chordata; Actinopteri; Syngnathiformes; Syngnathidae
Gene: slc7a8a
Product: solute carrier family 7 member 8a
Exons: 11
Coding region: 392-1963 (523 amino acids)
Biological process (GO): amino acid transmembrane transport; neutral amino acid transport
Cellular component (GO): membrane
Molecular function (GO): L-amino acid transmembrane transporter activity; neutral L-amino acid transmembrane transporter activity
Source: RefSeq, a predicted model, not a curated record